AUGGGCUUUGGCAAGGAAGCUCGCAUCAUCACCUUGUUGGUGAUCGAUGUCGUCUUCUUCCUCGUGGAAAUUAUUGUGGGUGAGUCGUGGCUUGACACCUGCUGCAAUUCCAACCCAUCGGCCCCGGCUACCCCUCUACCCUGCAUCUCAACAGUGGCUGUGGCGAGGCAGACCAAGCUGACUUAAUUACUUCUCGCUUGAAUCAAGGCUAUUCGGUGGGGUCGUUGGCUCUGGUCGCCGAUUCCUUCCACAUGCUCAACGAUGUGAUGAGUUUGGUUGUCGCCUUGUACGCCCUGAGAGUGAGCAUCUAGGCCCGCUGCAUCGUCUCGAUCUGUUCAGCUCACAAGGAGACCCUCGCUUCACAUCAACGCAGCUCUCUACGCGCGAUCACGCCAAGGAUCCGAGAUACUCUUAUGGGUGGCAGCGGGCCGAAAUAUUGGGCGCGCUCGUCAAUGGUGUCUUCCUCUUGGCGUUGUGCUUCAGCAUCUUUAUGGAGGCCAUCGAGCGAGCUGUCAACAUCACCGGUGAGCUGGCACGAGGUGUGCGAUUCGAUCUUUCGCUGACCCCUCUAGCAUACACGCACCCUGGCCUCGUGAUCAGAGGUCUCCAACCCCAAGCUCGUGGUGAUUGUUGGCUCCUUGGGGCUGGCCUCAAACAUUGUUGGUCUAUUCCUGUUCCAUGAUCACGGCCACUCGCAUGGUGGGCAUUCCCAUGGACACUCCCACGGUACCAAGGCCCUACCUUCAUCCACCAGCGGAGCAGUUUCUACUGCGGCCGACAACACCGAGGAGCGUGCGGAAUCGGAAGCCUCGGCGGCUACCGUGGUCGCUUCACCUUCUGCUAGUGGACGUAGGCGCCAGGACAGCGUGUCAUCGCUCUUCGGUCACCCUGCGACCACCAGAGCCUAUGUGGUGAAAGCUGCGCAGGAGCUGGGCUACGAGCAGCCGGCGCGGGGAGAGAGGGAGCGUCUGAAUACUAAUGCCGCGACCGGUUCGUCCACCGGCUAUGGCUCAACAGUCCAUGCUCACGACAUCGAAAGCGGCCACGCCGCUAGUGCCACCAAGAAAGGCCGAAGCUGGCUUGGUCAGAAGAGCAAAGCUCACGCGCAUGCUCACGACGAGGAUGGCAACGAGCACAGUCAAGAGCAUGGACACAGUCACGACCACAGUGACGAAGAGCAUGGGCAUUCGCACAAUCACGGCGGAGACGGUGGCCACUCGCACGGUGGCCAUGGCCACUCUCACGGAUCGAUGAACAUGCAAGGUGUCUUCCUACACGUGCUUGGAGAUGCUCUUGGAAACGUGGGGGUCAUCGCAUCAGGAUUGUUCAUUCUGUUGACGACGUACUCUUGGCGGUUCUACACCGACCCAGCGAUCAGCUUCUUGAUUACCAUCAUCAUCUUCCACAGUGCCUUGCCACUGGUCAAAUCUGCCAGCUUCAUCUUGUUGCAAGGCGUGCCUCCCUCUGUACCCUUGGACGACGUGCGGGCUCAGCUGGUCGAGACUCCGGGGGUUCUGAGCAUUCACGAGCUUCACGUGUGGCAAUUGUCAGAAUCUACCAUCAUUGCCAGCAUGCACGUCCUGGUAGACUGCGGACCGGGACAAGACGAGCGGUACAUGCAAAUCGCUCAGGAGCUCCGAACGAUUCUGCACAGCUGGGGAGUGCAUGCCGCCACCAUUCAGCCCGAAUUUGUGCGGGGAGGACUCAAGACGGCUGCGAGGAUGAGCGGAGUCAACGUCGCCCCCGAGGAGACGGACGCGCAGGGCCGGCUUAUUACAGAGGAAGGAACUUUGGUAGAGAGCGAAUUGGUGAGUGCAUCGUCGAGCUCUGCUGCCGCUCUAGCAUGGCGGUGACAGGAUGCUGACUUGCUACUGACAUCGUUCCGAACGCGAUCAGUCGCGCAACGAGACGGCAUGCCUCAUCACCUGUGGACCAGACGCGUCCUGUGCUGGUGAUUCUUGCUGCCCACCACCUCGCAGUGCUACUAGCGCAGCCGUGGCGGCAGCGGCAGCAGCGACACCCACCGCAUCGAUUACACCUCGAGCGCGAUCGACGCGGAGUGGACACGAAGGACACGAUCACUCGCAUUGA
Messenger RNA from Ceraceosorus bombacis, 2091 nucleotides. The record is from the annotation of a GenBank genome assembly. NCBI's taxonomy places the organism in Eukaryota, Fungi, Basidiomycota, Exobasidiomycetes, Ceraceosorales, Ceraceosoraceae.